UUAACGCCCCUUUCGUAACCACGUCGGCCUACUAAGACCGGGCUGACUGGUCUCUAAGGAGGGACGCCCGGGGAGCCCGUGCGUCACUGCUCUGCGCCGGAUGACUAUUUUCGUGUUCUCUUCCUUCAAUAUCUAUCUACCUCUUCCCCGCAUCCAUAGGAUCCCGGGAUAUGAGCCGGAAGAGGCAUCGCUUGGUCCCGGAGGCCUUCGGACAGAAGCGGUGGCGGGAAGGAGGGGAUGUAGAGGCAGAUCCUUUGCGGGGAGAGUCAGGGUCUGCGCGCGCGGCAGUUGCGGAGCUAGUGCAGCUGUUCCCGCGAGUCCUGUUUGAGGAUGCGCUACCGCCCAUCGCGCUGAGGAGCCAGGUGUACAGCCUAGUGCCCGACCGGACGGUGGCUGACCGGCAGCUGAAGGCGCUUCAAGAGCAGGGGGAGAUCAGAAUCAUCCAACUAGGCUUCGACUUGGACGCCCAAGGAAUCAUCUUCACUGAGGACUAUAGGACCAGAGUCCUCAAGGCUUGUGAUGGCCGCCCAUACGCUGGCGCAGUGCAGAAGUUUCUGGCUUCAGUACUUCCAGCCUGUAGUGACCUUAGCUUCCAGCAGGACCAAAUGACACAGACCUUUGGCUUCAGGGACCCAGAAAUCACGCAGCUGGUGAAUGCCGGGGUCCUCACUGUCCGAGAUGCUGGAAGUUGGUGGCUAGCCGUGCCUGGAGCUGGGAGAUUCAUCAAAUAUUUUGUUAAAGGGCGCCAGGCUGUACUCGGCAUGGUCCGGAAGGCCAAGUACCGGGAGCUACUCCUUUCAGAGCUCCUGGGCCGGCGGGCACCUGCCGCGGCGCGACUCGGCCUCGCUUACCAUGUGCAUGACCUCAUUGGGGCCCAGCUGGUGGACUGUGUCUCCACCACUUCUGGAACCCUCCUCCGCCUGCCAGAGACAUGAGGAUUCUGCUCGUCGUUGCAUAGCUCCCCAGAGUGGGGAGCAAGGGCCCAGGAGUGCUGGCCGCCCUGGCUGAGACAGGGUCACCUUGGGAAGGCUUGGGAGCCAGGAUGAGUGUUGGGCUCGCGUCUGUGCAGAGGGUCAGGUGUGACUGCUGCUGUUUACCUGGGCUCUGACCCAGUGUGGGGUUUGGGCAAUGCUUCUCUGCCCUUUCAUGGAAGUGGAGCCAGAAAUGGUGCCAAAGCCAUGGCUGCUGCCUUUCAUGCAGCAAGGUGCUGCCACUAUCCUGUCUUGGGAUAGGAAGGAGGGGUUUCUGGUGAGGCUGCCGAAGGAGGACAGGGUUCUUUUCCCUACAUGUUGGGUUGAAACUGCCAAAUAAAGUACUUCUGCCUGUGA
Balaenoptera acutorostrata (minke whale) is the source of this 1328-nucleotide messenger RNA. RefSeq names its product serine/threonine kinase 19 (gene WHR1). Gene Ontology annotation, biological process: protein phosphorylation; positive regulation of Ras protein signal transduction. Gene Ontology annotation, molecular function: protein serine/threonine kinase activity. The coding region runs from base 171 to 935 and encodes 254 amino acids. The record is from RefSeq and is a predicted model, not a curated record. The transcript is spliced from 7 exons. Lineage: Eukaryota; Metazoa; Chordata; Mammalia; Artiodactyla; Balaenopteridae.